AUGACAACAAGCACAAUAUCGCUCAAGGUAUUCUUGGCCGCGGCCAGAGAAGCUCUCGCUGCGAAACCUGCUGAGCGUUCUCUGCCGCUCACCUUUGUUGUGGGCAACGAAUCUGCGGACCUCGAUUCGCUGUGCUCGGCUGUUGUUUUGGCCUACAUUCGGUCGCAUAUUGCGCCCAAGCGACUGCUCAUCCCACUGUCAAACUUGCCUCGAGACGACCUUGCGUUGAGGAAUGAGCUUGUCCCGGUUCUGGCGAAAGCUGAUCUGGAGGCAUCUGAUCUCAUCACACUGUCGGAGCUUCCGCAAGACUUGGACCCAAAGGAUACCGAAUGGGUUCUGGUCGACCAUAACGUACUCACUGGUAACCUCAAAAAAUACGAAAGCCGUGUUGUUGGCUGCAUCGACCACCAUGUUGACGAACGUGCCGUCUCUGUGCAGGCUACGCCUCGCGUUAUAGAGACUUGUGGGAGCUGCAUGAGUCUUGUCGUCGAACACUACGCAGAUGCUUGGCGCGGCUUGCUCAACGCCAAACUACCUUCCAUCGCCACCACUAACAAACCAGUCAGCAAGCACUUGACUCAGCUUGCGCAGGUCGCCCUUGCUCCCGUUCUCAUCGACACCAUCAACCUAACAAACGCCGCAAAGGUCCGACCCGAGGAUUCGCGCGCUGCCAAACUCCUCCAGACGGAGCUCAUGCACGACGACCCCGACUUUGACCCAAAUGCCUAUUAUGAACAAGUCACCGCCGCAAAGGAAGACUUGUCCAAGCUCAGCCUGCGCGACAUUCUUCGCAAGGACUACAAGGAGUGGGAGAAUUGCGGAAUCAAGCUCGGCAUUAGUUGCGCUGUGCAGAAUUUCGACUUUCUUCUCGAAAAGGCCGCCUCCCUCGGCAUAGGAAACGGACCCGACGUUUUGCUGCGGGAGCUGCAGGCGUGGGCACAGGAGCAGGCGCUCGACAUUGCGUCCGUCAUGACAACGUCCAACCCGGGCGGCGAAUUUCAGCGACACUUGCUAGUAUGGGGCCUCACGGGGCCCGGCAAGAAGGCGGUCGAGAGGUUCAAAAAGGACAAUACGGAGACGUUGAAGUUGACGCAGUGGAACGGUGGCGUCCUCGACGAGCAAGGGUCCAGGCAUGCAUGGAGACAGCUUGAUCUUGAAUCGAGCAGAAAACAGGUGGCCCCGUUACUGCGUGAUGCCAUGGAAUCGGCCGGAGCCAACUUGUAG
Beauveria bassiana ARSEF 2860 is the source of this 1224-nucleotide messenger RNA. Its product is annotated as exopolyphosphatase-like protein. The record is from RefSeq and is a predicted model, not a curated record. Lineage: Eukaryota; Fungi; Ascomycota; Sordariomycetes; Hypocreales; Cordycipitaceae. Gene Ontology annotation, cellular component: cytoplasm. Bases 1 to 1224 code for a protein of 407 amino acids. Gene Ontology annotation, molecular function: exopolyphosphatase activity. The transcript is spliced from 2 exons.